Anopheles nili is the source of this 3405-nucleotide messenger RNA. It is a transcript of the gene FoxK, whose product is annotated as forkhead box protein K1. The record is from RefSeq and is a predicted model, not a curated record. The transcript is spliced from 6 exons. Gene Ontology annotation, biological process: regulation of transcription by RNA polymerase II. Gene Ontology annotation, molecular function: RNA polymerase II cis-regulatory region sequence-specific DNA binding; protein binding; DNA-binding transcription factor activity, RNA polymerase II-specific. Bases 249 to 2237 code for a protein of 662 amino acids. Lineage: Eukaryota; Metazoa; Arthropoda; Insecta; Diptera; Culicidae.
UGACCCAAGCACGUGGACGAUGCGAAACUCUCCUUGCUCAGCAGAACAGGCGCCUAGCAGUACAGCAAACCGUUACAUCGCACGUGUGUGAAACAUCGCGUAUCCUUGGAGUGUGAGGAGCCGAAACAUCCCAGCGAACGAGUAGAGGACCUGCUAACGGACGCAGGAACAACAGCUCUAGUGAGAACCAGCAAAACAAACCCCCGGGGGUGUUGCUUGUCCUUGUCGUUAACCCUCGCAGGCGCGUGAUGUCCAGCAGCACGCAGGACUGCAUGCCUACCCGUGGUAACGGCGAGAUGAAGGUCGUCAAACAGGAAGCCCCACAAUCAAUCAAAACCCCGCUAACCGAACCGGCCGCCAAUUCGUCCACCGGAAGUAGCAACAGCGCGCCCACCUAUCAAAAAGCCGCCCCCGCAACCAACAACCGCACCCGGCGCAUUUCGAUGUCCUCGCCGGUGUCCUCACCGUCGCCGACACCCGCGUCCGCCACGGUGAAGCUGAGCAAUGGCGCCACCGGUAAGGGUGCUCUGGCGAAUGCGGCCGCGGCUGCGGCUGCCAAUGCCACCGCUUCCGCCACCGCCAUUGCUGCGGCAGCGGCCGCGGCCGCGAUCAGCUCGUCGGGAGGUAGCUGCGGGGAACCGAGCGGGAUUGGGCUGCCCGUCGCCAACACCGCCAACUAUCACAACUUCAUCGGGCGGCUCAUCAGCAAGGACAACAUGCUGCUGAUUAGCGAGGACGUGAUCGAGGUGGGCCGGAACUCGUCCAAGUCGAUGGUGGACUUCCACGUCGGCAAGAACAGCUUCAUCUCCCGCAAGCACUUCAUCAUUCAGCACGACAUGAACGACGAGUUCACGCUGUUCUGUUUGAGCAAGAACGGUGUCUUCAUCGACAACGUGUUCCACCGCAAGAGCGACGAGCCGUACAAACUACCAAAGCUCUGCAGCAUUCGCUUCCCAAGUACAAACAUCAAGAUCCAGUUCGAGAACCUGAUCGACCAGGCCAACAAUGGUAUCCUGGUGGAUCUGAACGAGCACACACCGGUCAAGAUCGGUACCGGACCAAUGGGUGGUAUCCCUCUGCACGUCGGUGCCAUUUCCGGUCUGCCGAUAGGUGGUGCGGCGCACGGUAGCGGUGCGUACGGUGCCACCAUCAUCGGCCACGGUGGUGCCGGUGGUGCAGGUGGUGGCGGAGGUGGUGGUGGCGGCGGUGGCGGUGGUGGUGGAGGCCACUAUCACCAUCGUGGUGGCAAAUCGCCAUCGUCGAGCGUCAUCUACGCGCCGUUAAAAAUUUCGAUUCCCGCCGAGCACGGUCCGUCCGGAACCGGUGUCGCCCUGCUCGGGGACGUCCCGCGUGGCCAUGGGCGUGGUGGGCACGGUGGCAGUGGUGCCGGAGGACGCACCAGUGACAUGCACGGUGCGAGUGGCAGCGGUUACCCUUCACCGACGGGUACGAUCAGUGCCGCCAACAGCUGCCCCACUAGUCCACGGCAAAACGUGCACGAGUUUGCCCAAUACAAUAGCAACCAUCAUCACCAUCACCAGCACAGCACCGCCAGUGCGGUUAGCAACAACAAUAACAACAACUAUUGCGAAUUUCAAGCACCGGCCACUCAGUCGAUGGAGAGCGAUAAACCACCGUACAGCUACGCCCAGCUGAUCGUCCAGGCCAUUUCGGCAUCGCCGGAAAAGCAGCUCACACUCUCGGGCAUCUACUCGUUCAUUUCAAAGAACUACCCGUACUAUCGGACCGGCGCGAACAAGGGCUGGCAGAACUCGAUUCGGCACAACCUGAGCCUCAACCGGUACUUCAUCAAGGUACCGCGAUCGCAGGACGAACCGGGCAAGGGUAGCUUCUGGCGGAUAGACCCAUCCAGCGAGCUGAAGCUGAUCGAUCAGAGCUACCGGAAGCGGCGCCAGCGCGGUUCCCAAUGCUUCCGCUCGCCCUUCGGUAUGCCCCGCUCGGCACCGGUUUCGCCCAGCUACACCGAUAACUCGCGCGAGGGCUCACCGAUCAAUGAGGAGCUGCUCAUGUCGGCACCGGGCUCCCCAGGACCUAACAACAGCGGCUACCAUCCUCCCAGCAACCACGAAGCUACUCAGCAGCAGUCCUCGUACCAGAAUCAGUACACCGCGUACGCCAGCGGCGAUCAUCAACCGGGUGAGGUGUACGAAGAGGAUGAGCAGCUCGAAUACGAAAGCGACGACUACGAGCCGGGCCUCAAGCGCCAGAAGAUAUAAAACCUUCGAAACCCGCAACCCCCCUUCAUUUAGCCCUCCCUUUUUUUAUUAGUGGGUUGCGAUAACCUGCCCAAGAAAUCCAACCCAAUUCCACACAUUUCAAGCCCGGGUCAGAGAGCAACAUAUUUUUGGGGCACGUAGAACACACACACCCAUCCACACACACACACACCACGAACCACGGAUAGCCUGUGGGGGGAAUGGAGGGCCCUGUUCCAUCCUUGCCCCAUCUUUCCUCCGCAAACUAGGCGCUCGUACGGCUUAUGUUUUAAUUCUUUUUUAACAUUGAAAAGCACGCGGUGUGUGGAGCUUUUUGAGAUUUUGCGCAAUAAUUUACAUAUCCUUCAGUGUAUGCACUCAAGUGGAGUUAAAGAGUCGAAUAGAAGCGCGAGCGGUUAGGAUGCGUUUUUUAUUUUCUCUUUAUUCUUAUCAAAAGCUGCUGUUAGGACUGGCAGCAUGGUUAAAUUCGAGAUAGAGAGAGAGAGAUAUGAAAGGGUGCGAAAAAGCAGGCAGCCAAGAAAAACGAAAGGGUAGUACAUGUAAUGCGUUUGGUUGUUUUGUUCGAUUAAUUUGAACAAAAUCAAUUAUUGUAGAUAGAACAGGCUUUUGUGGCACGCCCCUUUCAAUAUCUCGCUUUCCAAUAAGCAAGAUCCGUUUGUGGUUGCUUUACCGACAUCUGGGAUGGAGUUCUCGUUCGUAAUACCAGGGUUAUUUUUGUCUAAUCACAGUCAAACAUGCCUUGGUGUGAGGAACUUGUUGUAGGACCUUCCGGCCCUAUGUAUCCCUUUGUAAUGGAGCGGACAGAAAUUCCCGCGCCUCGUGCAAUCACACUAGCACGUAUCAUUAUUAUUAUUAUUAUUAUUGUAUAUGUAUGCAUCAUUUGACGGUUAUAAGGAGUAACCACGAUGCGAAUUCACAGAAGAAAAUUACAUACAUUUGCUGUCAAACUCAUAUUGCAAUACAGACUCACAGACUUCAUUAAUUUGGUAAUUCGUGGUAACACCACAUGGAGCAAACUGAACUACGAAUAUGUUUCAGCAGAUGAAAUCAGAAAAGAGAAAAAAGGAAUUGUUCUCAUAUCAAAAAGAAGCCCUCUUGCGUUUUUGUUUUCUUGUUCUUCGCUUGCCUUCCGUUUUGCUAGCCUUUCCAGGAAAGGUCCGUUGUCGUU